AUGAGUCGCUGCGGCCAGAUUUCCUCCCAUUGUUUUGCGACUUUGUUUCUUUGCAACUUUGAAGAGCGCCUCCGCACAGAUUCGAGUUCCCAUCAAAUGCAGUGGCAGGCCAGCGCGAGAAUUGCUGGUCGAAGAUUGAAGGAGAGAUUCAAUCUCCGAUGUCGGGAGGAAGCUGGCCACGACAGUUUCGAAGACGCCGCCGAUUUGAAAUCCCACCGUAGAUCUUCUUGGAGGAAGAGAUGCACAGAUCUCGAUUUUGGAAAUUUGGCUGGAAAUUGGGGGUCCAAUUUUUGUAAAUUAGACAAUUUCCAGGGGUUUGUUCGCAAAUUAAGAAACUUAAUAUAUAUAGAUAUUCUUGCGCACAAAACGGCUGACGUGCGGUUCCAGACGCCGGUCAGGCGCGGUUCCGGCGGGAUUCGGGGCGACGGCGAGAUGAACGGCGGCGUACCGGAGCUCACCACUUCCGGCAGCAGGGCGGCAUACGGUGGACGUGCGGUUGCGGACGUCGAUCCGUCGCGGUGCCGGCGGGAUUAUGGGCGACGGCGAGAUGAACGGCGACGUACCGGAGUUCACCACUUCCGGCAGCGGGCGGGAUACGGCGGACGUCGGUCAGGCGCAGUUCCAGCGGGAUUCUGGGCGACAGCGCCGUCGUGGUGGUCCGUCUGUCAGACGUGCCGGCGGACGUGUGCGUGA
Molecule: messenger RNA, 693 nt
Organism: Striga asiatica
Lineage: Eukaryota; Viridiplantae; Streptophyta; Magnoliopsida; Lamiales; Orobanchaceae
Source: the annotation of a GenBank genome assembly